Caenorhabditis angaria is the source of this 914-nucleotide messenger RNA. The record is from the annotation of a GenBank genome assembly. Lineage: Eukaryota; Metazoa; Nematoda; Chromadorea; Rhabditida; Rhabditidae.
AUGGUUGAAGAAUUGAAAAUUGAGAAUUUGAGUCUUGGUGAGUGUUUUGAUAAAACUAACUGAAUAAUAAUUAUAUUUCUCAUAGAUUCGCUGAAAUAUUUGAAAUUCGAAAGAGUUGGAGCUGGAAAUGAUGUAGCUUUGAUAACUUUGAACCGACCACAAGCACUGAAUGCAUUAUGUAGAGAACUAAUGGUUGAAUUAUCGGAUUUGGUUUUGAAAAUUGAUUCGGACUCAUCUUUCAAGGUUAUAGUUUUAACUGGAAGUGAAAAAGCAUUUGCAGCUGGAGCGGAUAUCAAACAAAUGUCUGAAUUAGAAUUCACCGAUCUUCUCACUGGAUCAUAUUUCCAAAGUUGGGAUACAAUUUCAAAAAUUCGUAAACCAAUAAUUGCUGCUGUCAAUGGUUUUGCUCUUGGUGGCGGCACGGAACUUGCUUUGAUGUGUGACAUUGUUUAUGCUGGAGAAAAGGCGAUUUUUGGUCAACCAGAAGUUACGAUUGGAACUAUUCCUGGACUUGGUGGAACUCAAAGAUGGCCUAGAUUUGCGAACAAAUCAGUUGCGAUGGAAGUUUGUUUAACGGGUGAUAAAUUCAACGCAGUUGAAGCGAAAACUAUUGGACUUGUUAGUAAAAUCUUCCCAGUUGCUGAACUUGUUCAAGAAACUAUCAAACUUGCUGACAGAAUUGCGAAGAAUUCUCCAAUUAUAGUGCAAACUGUCAAAAAAUCAGUGAAUCUUGCAUAUGAAACAACAUUGGCUCAAGGUCUUCAAAGCGAGCAACAUUUAUUCCAACAAACUUUUGCAACUGUGAGUUUUUUUUUUAGUUUUUUUUACGGUAAAAUGUUGAAUUACAGAAUGAUCGAAAAGAAGGAAUGAAAUCUUUUGCUGAAAAACGGCAACCAAAUUGGACAUCUUCGUAA